AUGCGCUCCAUCGCCAUUGUCUUGUCCACCUUGGUGGCUGCCGCUGCUGCUAGCAACAAUUACACCUUCCCCGCGGGCUUCAACCUCGCCCACGUUAGCUCUACUGACAAAGCUGCUUGGUGUCUGGCUGAGCGGAACAGCUGCCCGAGUAUCUGUGAUGGAAUCGCCGAUAGCAACUCAUGUGAUUCCACCACUCUUCAAUUCUCUUGCGUUUGCAGCAACGGUACCGAGGCCGAUGUGUCCCCGUACAUGCAGACCAUCCCCUUCUUUGUCUGCCAGGAAACCUACAAGCAGUGCAUCGCGGCCUCCUCGACUCAGGAUCAGGAUGAAAAGUGUACUGCUGCCCAGAAAGAGUGCGGUACACUGAAUGCGACGGCCUCUUCUACCUCCUCAUCGACCACUACCUCUUCCGCUCUUUCCACCGCCACGGCGAGCGCGACCGGGAACCAGGCUGGGUCGACUGCCACGGCCACCACUACUACUAGUAGCAGUGCUACCGCUAAGGCGAGCAAUGCUGCCAUUCGCCUGGUUGGAGAGCACGCCACUGGUGUGUUGGCUACCGUGCUCUUCUUUGCGGCUCGUCUCCUGCUGUAA
Molecule: messenger RNA, 594 nt
Organism: Aspergillus viridinutans
Lineage: Eukaryota; Fungi; Ascomycota; Eurotiomycetes; Eurotiales; Aspergillaceae
Exons: 3
Coding region: 1-594 (197 amino acids)
Source: RefSeq, a predicted model, not a curated record